AUGAAGGUGGGACUUUCUAAAUCAUGGGUUAGCUUGGUUCAGUGGGGAAGUUUUAAUGAUCAAAAUAGACAACUCACAGAAACAACUGUGAUAAUAACUGGAAACACUGCUGUUACCUUUUGGCCACAAACACUGAGUGGGGAAAUUCUUUGCAAUGCUAACAUGGAAUUAUUUAGAACAUUCAUUUUUCUUAGACUCUUCUGCAUCUCUGGUUUUAAUAAAAGAUGCGGACUGCCUCUUUUACAACACUUGACAAAUCGUAACAUCUGGGGUGGAACUGUUGUUAACAUGCACACAUGUGCCUGUUAG
Messenger RNA from Rangifer tarandus platyrhynchus (Svalbard reindeer), 309 nucleotides. NCBI's taxonomy places the organism in Eukaryota, Metazoa, Chordata, Mammalia, Artiodactyla, Cervidae. The record is from the annotation of a GenBank genome assembly.